Messenger RNA from Meloidogyne enterolobii, 256 nucleotides. The record is from the annotation of a GenBank genome assembly. Lineage: Eukaryota; Metazoa; Nematoda; Chromadorea; Rhabditida; Meloidogynidae.
AAUGGCAACCACCAAAACAGACGCACGUGGAAGAUUCCAGUUAAGUGGAAAAACAACAGAAUUAACUACAAUCGAUGUACAGUUGAGGAUUUUUCAUGACUGUGAUGACGGAAUAAUGCCCUGUCAACGAAAAGUAACUUUUAACAUUCCCGACUCUUUUGUAACCAAUGGAGCUGUGCCUUCAAAAUUUUUUAAUAUUGGAACUAUUAAUAUGCAAAUUGUCUUUGAAAAUGAAGCUAGAUCUUGUAUUAAUUAA